Tachysurus vachellii is the source of this 3368-nucleotide messenger RNA. RefSeq names its product ring finger protein 13 (gene rnf13). Gene Ontology annotation, cellular component: cytoplasm; nucleoplasm. Gene Ontology annotation, biological process: ubiquitin-dependent protein catabolic process; positive regulation of DNA-templated transcription; protein ubiquitination. The transcript is spliced from 10 exons. Bases 233 to 1351 code for a protein of 372 amino acids. The record is from RefSeq and is a predicted model, not a curated record. Lineage: Eukaryota; Metazoa; Chordata; Actinopteri; Siluriformes; Bagridae. Gene Ontology annotation, molecular function: ubiquitin protein ligase activity.
AUACAGUUCUAGCGCGUAAGUCAGCCAACUUAGCAUAACAGAGUUAGCUUAGCAUAGUCAGUGUUUAAAGCGGCUGUUUGUUGACAUUGUGUUUUUCUGCUGUAUCUGAUGAGUGCAGGUCGGACACAUGGACAUAAUAAAGAUAUAAAGUUGUCACUUACGGUGUUUUUAUUCUAACAAGAUAAUAAAACGCUUUGAUGUAGCUGAAGGUGUGUGAGAGAGAAAGACAGGUAUGAAGAUGCUGCUGCCCAUAGCGAUGCUGAUGCUCUCACUCACUCAGAUCUUCAUCAUCACCUUCAUCAGCAUGCUGCCUGUGGAGGCCCACAUCGCUGCAUACUCUGGUGAUAAUCAGACAGAGAGGUUCGAUGAUGCUCCUGCUCGGUUUGGAUACAGAUUGCCCAGUCAGGGCCUGAAGGGUUUCCUGAUCAGUGCACGGCCAGAGAAUGGGUGCGUACCAAUUGAUCCUCCACCAACGAGAGAAAACUCCAGCAGCGGCUACAUCGUCCUCAUCAAACGAUACCACUGCAAUUUUGACAUCAAGGUGCUGAAUGCUCAGAGGGCAGGUUACAUGGCUGCCAUUGUUCACAAUGUAGACUCGGAGGAGCUCGUCAACAUGGGAUCUGAUGACUUGGAGGUGGUGAAGCAGAUAAACAUCCCGUCUGUGUUUGUUGGAGAAAAGGCUUCUAAGUCAUUAACAGAGGAGUACAGUUAUGAGAGAGGAGGUUAUGUAAUCCUGAUGCCUGAUUUCAGUCUGCCAUUGGAAUAUUACCUGAUCCCAUUCCUCAUUAUUGUGGGAAUCUGUCUUAUUCUCAUUGUGGUCUUUAUGAUCACAAAGUUUGUUCAAGACCGACAGCGAGCCAGAAGGAGCCGACUGCGCAAAGACCAACUGAAGAAACUCCCCAUUCACAAAUACAAAAAAGGUGAUGCCUAUGACGUGUGUGCAAUCUGUCUGGAAGAGUAUGAGGAGGGAGAGAAGCUGCGUGUGCUGCCAUGUUCACAUGCAUAUCACUGUAAGUGUGUGGACCCAUGGCUAACGAAGACUAAGAGGACAUGUCCGGUGUGUAAGCAGAAGGUGGUUCCGGCUGGUUCAGAGUCAGACUCGGACUCAGACAGUGGUGGAGACGAGAGUGAUGAGGUUUCUGAAAGCACUCCGCUGCUGCGCCCACACCCCCCUACCCGAAUCCGUACCCCCUCUCUGAUCAGCACACACUCUGCCUCCACCGGCCCUCCUGACUGCUCCGACUCCGACUCCACUGAGGAGGAGGAGGAGGAGGAGGGUGAGGUAGUCACAGUGGAAACAGUUGUGGUGUUGCAGCAGGAACGACCUGAUGAUGAUCUCAUCAAUGCCUAAAGACAAGCCAAUCAGACUGUUAAUUAAUCUGAAAUGGCAGUAUUGCUCACGCACGCGCGCACACACACACAAACACAGAGCACGGUUUAUGAUUUUAUUACAAAGGUAUAGUGAUGAUGAAUGUUGUUUCUGAGAAAGACACACACACACAGAGCUUUACAUUUAUCCAAAAUAAGGAUUUAACAGACUUUAUCUCUACCUUAAAAUUAUGCCUACAUAGGGACCCUCCUCCCGAAUGAAACCAGUUAUGAAGUGAUGAUGAUGAUGAUGAAUAUUACUGUGUAUCACGUAACGAUUUUCGGCACACACGUGUCUUCUGUAGCACCUUGUUAUUAACCUUGUUUUCCUUUAUAGGAGUUUUAAUGAUUUGUUUUUUUUUGCCAAAACUGUAACCUGUUUUGAUUUCCUGUGUAAAACGCAACCAAGCGUUUUGUCUGUGCCACAUUUAGAAUGAUAUAAUUCGUUUUGACUGAAAUUCUGAUUAGCGCAUGAUCAGCAUUCAGACACUCAGCAGUGUUCAUUUCGUCAGCGUGUUCUAGUGUUCUGUCUUGUGACUGUUACACACGCGCUGCCUUUCCCAGCUUCACUUUGUUUACUUUAUUUUUCCAUUCAGCUUUAAUUUCAGCUGCAGUAAAUCUAUCCUGUUGGAAAAACUCUAUUAUCAGACAUAAGACAAAAGUCUGCUUUGUUUAUGUAUAGACUUGGUCGUAGAUGAGCAUUACAGAAAUCCUGAUGUUUAUUUAGAUCCCUAAUGAACAUGCUGGUGUUGACAAUGAAAACCCCUGAGAUUACUUAAGUAUUAUUAUUGAUCAAAAUGUGUCAUGGUAGGAAUGGAGCAGGGAACAUCCCAAAAUUUCUAAUCCAUGUAAUCAUAUUUGGCGAAGAAAUGGUGAACCAAGUAGAAAUGUCACCUCUGUUUUAUGUGAUGAUUUUUUUUCAGACAAUAGAAAAUGAAAAGAAUGAGGUCUGCCACGGGUAUGAAUAAAUACUUCGAUCCAGUCAGAUAAUAAUUAUUCAUUUUGAUUAUAUUCUGGUAUGUCCUUUAAGUAAAUCUCCCCGAAUCUAUUUGUUAAGUAAAUGUCCCCGAAUCUACUUGUGAAAUGUCCUGCUGUUCAUGAGUGUGUGCAUGAUAAGACUCAAAUCAUUCCCCAAACAGCUAGACUGCAAUGUCUGAUCACUUAUUGCAGUGGUUUUCAAAGUGGGAACCCUGAAGCACUACCUAUUUUCUUUGAAUAGUUGCAGCAGUAGAAAUCACAUACCACCUAUAUCAGUUAUUUUAUGUAUUACCAACUGAGAUUAUAGCUAAAUGUUCUAGAUUAUAGAAAGAGUUUCAUCCAAACUUCAAAAAACAAGGUAGGUUACAAAUAUUGCUAAUUUGAGUCUAACGUGUUGCAUCUGUGGACAGUUCAUGAAAUUAAAAAAAAGCUCUAAAGUUUUAUUCUAGACAUUUAAAUUAUGUUUAUUAAGUAAACAAUUCUCUGUCUCAGGGUUCUCACGAAGUUAUGUACUUUGUAAUGGUUGGACCCACUGAGUCUAGCCAUGUUGACAUUCACUGUCAUUUGUCCAUUGAUUUUUUUUUUUUUUUUUUCAUUUCUUGCAAUCUCAAGUAAACACUAUAAAAAGUUUAGAAAUUAAAAAAGAAAAAAAACACUAUUUAAAAUUCCCGGUGGCAGAAACAGUCACAGUCUUCUAACAGUUCCAGGCUUCCCAGUUCCUCCUGUGUUCAGCUUACUGUCUCUGUGGAGUUUCAUAUGUGAAUACUAAUCACUCAUUAUUUUUAGUUGAGACUGUCAGCCUUUUACUGAGAUAGGUCAGGGGGGUUGCAUGUCUAUAGACCAAGGCGCAGCAGAUUUUUAACAAGUGUUGUUCACUGAUGUAUUUCAGAGACUGCUGUAUAUGUUUCACAUAUUCAUUUUAAAAAGCAUUCUCAUGUAUUAAAAAAAAAUUAUUAUUUACUUAAUGAUCUAACCUGGAUUCUAAGUGGAAUAAAAAUAAAAUGGAAGAAAAAAAACUGUUG